Molecule: messenger RNA, 1516 nt
Organism: Musca domestica (house fly)
Lineage: Eukaryota; Metazoa; Arthropoda; Insecta; Diptera; Muscidae
Product: phenoloxidase-activating factor 2
Exons: 2
Coding region: 50-1321 (423 amino acids)
Biological process (GO): proteolysis
Molecular function (GO): serine-type endopeptidase activity
Source: RefSeq, a predicted model, not a curated record
CAUUAAAUUUAACGAUCUCAAUUAGUUGACAGAAAACAGCUCAGAAAGUAUGAUGAUGUUGAAGGUGACUACAUUAUUGACAGUCGUAGUACUGCUACUGACCGGCCGCUCGCAUGGUCAGGGAGUAUCGUUGACCGAUUUAAUAAAUCAAAAUUUCGGAGCUACAUCGAACCAAACAAAUACUGCAGAGCUAAGUGGAGAUUUGAAUGAUAUAAUCAAUGAUACUUUUCUAACAAAACCGAACAAAACAACUACUCCCGAUUUCAAAACAACAACUACGGCACCAGGUGUUUACAAAUCAUGUGGUCUUGAAAAGGAAUGUGUACCCCGGCAUUUGUGUUUGGAUGGACGGGUGAAUACGGAUGGCAUAGGUUUGCUCAAUAUUCGUAUUGAUGGUUCCGAGUGUGCAUACAAUGAGCUUUGCUGUGCUCUUUCCGAUAAGACAACCAAACCAGUGGUACCUCCCGUCCCCCCAGUACAGCAUGAUGGCUGCGGUUGGCGCAACAAGGACGGCAUUGCAUAUCGAAUUCAGGGUGCCCGCGAUAAUGAAGCCGAAUUCGGAGAAUUCCCCUGGAUGGUGGCCAUUUUACGCGCCAUGGAUUAUGUUGGCGACAUUAUAUACCAGUAUGCCUGUGGCGGUUCGCUGAUAGCCAAAAAUGUCAUCUUAACUGCGGCCCACUGUGUCAUCAAUCGUGAAGCAAACGAACUCAUUGUUCGUGCAGGCGAAUGGGAUACCAAGACCACCAACGAAAUUCUGCCCCAUGUAGAUCGACGUGUAAGAGAAAUUAUCCGACAUGAACGAUUCCAUAAAGGUGCCGUCUACAAUGAUGUGGCCCUGCUAAUCCUAAGCGAAGACUUUCAGUGGCAGGAAAACAUCCGUCCCAUCUGCUUGCCAGAAUCAAGUAUGAAAUUUGACCACAGUCGUUGCUAUGCCACCGGUUGGGGUAAGGAUAAAUUCAGUAAUGCAGGUGAAUAUCAAACGAUUUUGAAGAAGGUGGAUGUGCCCAUUGUACCGCAUGACACAUGUGAGGCGAAUUUAAGACAGACACGUCUAGGUUUGCACUUUAGCCUGCAUGAAAGUUUCAUAUGUGCCGGUGGUGAGAAGGGUAAAGACACGUGCAAGGGUGAUGGUGGCUCACCGCUGGUAUGUCCCAUGCCUGGUACCCCAGAUCGUUUCUAUCAGGCUGGCAUUGUGUCCUGGGGCAUUGGUUGUGCUGAAGAGAAUAUUCCCGGUGUUUAUGCCAAUGUGCCUCAUUUACGUUCAUGGAUCUCGGAAAAACUCUCAAUUCAGGAUAUUCCAUUCAAUGAUUUUACUCCUUAAGAAAUGAACGUUUGAUGAUGGAAAGUGUACUAGUGAUAUAAACAUUUUAUAAUUUAAUAUUUUUUUAUACAUAUAGAUUUGUAAAAUUUUGGUGUCUUAUUGUCUCAUCAAAGUCCAGAAUAUGAUUUGUUGAAUUCUACUUUUAAAAAAUCUUAAUUUUUGGGUACUAAAGAAAGUACAACUUUAAGAGCAGAA